Molecule: messenger RNA, 1254 nt
Organism: Symbiodinium sp. CCMP2456
Lineage: Eukaryota; Dinophyceae; Suessiales; Symbiodiniaceae
Source: the annotation of a GenBank genome assembly
AUGUGCAGCGGCUCUGGCAUCCACAAUGUGCAGAUCGAAAGGGCGCUAAAGUAUCUGGCCUGCUGGCUGGAUGAGUCAUGUGUUUCGCAGCACUAUGACGUGGCAUACUACUACCGGCUUCCCAUGGCGUUCAUCGAAGCAGGACGCGAAGCUGAGGCACAGAAAGCGUUGGACAUUGCUUCUCAGUUCGUGCUGGCAAACAAAACAAGUUCUCAAAGGCUUUCUUCAGCCUACCCGCAGUAUCCCUUAGUCUGGAUUUGCGAAGCUGCUGGCCGGUUGGGGCGCAACGAGCUUGCACGGAGAUGUGUCGAAGAUAUCUUCAGAUACAGGCACCCCCUGACCAACAGUGGCUUAGUGUCCGAGUACACCUGGAAUGGAGCCUACGAGGCAGACUUCUUCGCCACUGCCGUGGUUGCAAAGGCGGCCGUUCUCAGUGGUCAUGAAGCUGUCGCAAAGGCGGCAGCAGACUCGCUGCUGCGUGCUGUCGACGCCAACAGGAGACAUAUGGCAGCAGGGCGCUUCUUUCUGCGCUGGACGUGGGCAGAUGGAUUUCUGGAACGAGCCGACGACCCGCUGUACUGCGUGAGCGCACUGGGGGAGAAACAGCUGUACUUCUUGCUCGGCUUACCGUCAGUCGUGCUGUUGGAGGUGGCAACCUCAUUCAGGAGCAUCGCUGACUCGGCCAAGAAGCAAUACCAGACGGUGGCUCACGAGCUGUUGCAGUACCUCAAAGGUUGCAAGCACUUGUUCUCAGCUUCCACAUCCUACACCUGUGCGACAGCUGCAGCCAUGCUUGGUGACCGCGACAGCACUGAGCGCAUGAGGAGCAGAAUGAUCGCACUCCAACUGGGCGAUGGCAGUUUUCCAUGUGAGACCUCCGAACUUGACACCGUGCAGCACACAGCAGAAAUCAGUACCUGCCUGUGCCGCAUGGAUGGCUACACACACGGCAGCGGGCUCGAAAUCGAAUUGAUAACUGAGAGCCCCUCCACUUCGAGCUCGCUCAGACCUGGAGGGCCAGCGCCGGCACCGGCGGCCCAGCCUUCCGAAGGAGCCAGAGAAGUCGACUGCGGCAGAGAGGCAUGCUGCGAGUUCCAAGUUCUCACGCUCUCGGCACCGACCUGGUGUGCACGGUGUGGUGGCUUCUUGUGGGGGCUCAGAGACCAGGGCUCCAGCUGCAGCCGUUGUGGUCAAAUCGUUUGUGGCAGCUGCAUCGCUUCCUCAGGCAGUUGCAAAGGAGCUGUGCGCUUGUGA